This is a messenger RNA of Trichomonas vaginalis G3, 654 nucleotides long. Its product is annotated as small GTPase mediated signal transduction. The coding region runs from base 1 to 654 and encodes 217 amino acids. NCBI's taxonomy places the organism in Eukaryota, Parabasalia, Trichomonadida, Trichomonadidae. The record is from RefSeq and is a predicted model, not a curated record. The transcript has a single exon. Gene Ontology annotation, biological process: small GTPase-mediated signal transduction. Gene Ontology annotation, molecular function: GTP binding; GTPase activity.
AUGUCAGCUGAAGGAGAUGCUCAAGUAGUUGUCCCAGAGGAAAACAAGGAAGGAGAAAAUGCUCCACAAGAGCCAAAAGAAUUAAAUUGCAAAGUCGUUUUACUCGGCGAUGUCGGCGUUGGAAAAACAUCACUUGCUCUUUAUUAUAAGAAUGGAGCUGCUCCUAAUGGCGAACUUCCAAUCAUCUCACCAAACUAUCAGAAAGAUGUUAAGCUUGAAGAUAAGAAUGCAAUCGUUCAUAUUGUUGUUUGGGAUUCAGCAUGCGGCGAUGAUGAUAAAGAGAUCCGCGUAAAAUCAUAUGCUAAUACAGAUGUAUUUUUACUCUGUAUGAAUCUCAAAAAUGCAGAAUCAUGCAAGAAUUUGAUAAAAACAUGGUCGGUAGAAGUAUUUGCCCAUGACAAAAAAGCAAAUAUUGUUAUAUGUGGCACACAACUUGAUUCGAUGAACAUCGAUCCCAAUCAAAUCCAAGCUAUAACUAAGAAUAUUCCACAUAACUUUUAUAUCGAGACAUCAUCACGCAGUGGUGUUGGCAUUGAAGAAUUGUUCAAGGUUAUCGCAGAAAUUAAAGCAGAUCCAGAAUCUCAUCCAAUUCACACCACAGAAGAUGCUCCAACCAAUAAGGAAAAGAAAUCAGAGUGCUGCUUGCUGAUUUAA